CUAGUGUACACAACCACUCAACCUGAUGACGUCUUCCGAGGUGCUGUCUGUGCUGAAUCUUCUGUUGGCGAUCUUCUGGUAGCAAACAGGGUUAUGUUUGCUACCAGCAGAUCUCCGACAAAAUACUCAGCGCAACAGCACGCUCGACUGGGAUGGCAUUAUGACAAGUCAGCUCAAUGAAUGCACGCUCUACCGUCAUCCUCCCCCUCACCUCUCAAGGAUACACAUACACACGCACGACAUGUAGCCGCCACCGAACAGCCCCACGGACGGAGAGGAACGACUCUUUCCGAUCAGUCGAUACGUACAGACAGACACAAAGCGAUGGAGGGAGGGAGGAAAGAAAGAAAGAGAAAGAGAAAGAAAGAAAGAGGCGAGGCUAGCUGCAUACAGACAGACAAGUGCCUGCUGCCGCUGCCGCGCAUGGCUCGGCAGCCAUAUGUCUUAGCCAGGCACCGACACACAGAUACACAGCAGCCAUUGGUGCACAAGGGGUCUCAGGUCAGCACUACACACACAGCAUAGGCAGCGGACGGACAGGUCAUAUCGGACAUCAAUGUCAGUACAUCCAAGUGUGAACCAUACACACACACACACACACACGCAUCCAGCCAUCGACUAGAUAAAACCGCUCACCCACACCACAAAGGCACGACAGGAGAGAAAGCUGAAAAGGGGCUUUGCCCCGCAUGAACACAUCAGUCCACAGCGUCGUUUGCCUCCAUCGAUGUAUGACACACACCCUGCCCGAGACGCACGAGCUAGCAAGGUGUAUCGCCUUGCCGGCCCAGACCCCUCGGACAUCGAUGUGAUACACCGAUGGCAACGUGGGAGCGACAAAGGUAUGCAUAAGGUCGCCUGGCUUUCGUCGAUCAAUCAGCCGCACUCAGACAGUAAGACAGACCUUGAGGAGCCAUCCAUCCAUCCAUCACACAUUGGCAGACAGAGAGAGACACACACAGGGGUCAUGCACGUGGCAAAGAGCAGCCACCAGACCAGCAGCUGAGCAGCCGCUUACAUUACACACUGUACAGAUGUGAUAUGUAGGUAGGUAGUACACACACACGACCAACGUACGCACAAAAUGGCAUUCCGCCACACGUCCUACAGGCAACCCACCCCUCCCUCCCUCUCUCCUUCCCUCCCUCUCUCCCUCUCUCCCUCUGUACUAUCUACCGCUCUACAAUGAACACCUCGACAUCUCGCGUAGCGAACUCCACUUCUCUCUCCGCCGCUCCGCUCUCCCCCUCCAGCUCCAUCCUGGCCCCCAUUCCCAGCGCCUCCCACACGUGGCCCGUCUGUCCCUUGCCCACCCGCACGCGACACGUGCCCAUCUGGCCGCCCGCAAAUGCCAAAUGAAAGGCGCCAGAGAUGUGGUCGUCCUUGCUGUGCGAGCUCUCCUGGUGGAUGGUGAUUGACCCGCUGCCGAUGCGGCAGGUGAGGUGGUUCUCGAGUGCCAGUGGGAAGACCGGCUCGAGCAGCCCGCCCUCGGUCACCGUGAAGCAGAACUCGCGCGUGAAGGAGGCCAUCCUCGCCAAGCCUGGGGCGGUGGCGAUGAAGGGCUGGUCGACAAAGGCGCCCACCAUGCCCCUCCCCUGCUCUCGCCUGCCGUUGUCUCCCUCUUGGGAUGGUGGUUUGGGUGAGAGGAGGAGCACGAACGGCCCCUUGCCCUGCAUCUUCCUCUCGAGGUCAGGAAACGCCCAUCCGUCUUUUGAAGCCCGGUAGAGGCACUCGAUGGUCUUGAUGGGCGUGUUGAGGGCCUGCGAGAGGUAGGCUGAGAGGGAGGACAGCGCCGUGGCGCCGGUGAGGAGGGCGGACGUGCCGACCAAGUCGGGGAAUGUGCCAUACCUGCACGCAGACACAUGCAGACAGAAGGGGUGGGGUGGGGUGAGGUCAUGUGCGCGUGAAAUUAAGAGAGCUUAGCUUACAUGCCCAGUGCUCUGAAAAGGCCCUCUUUGUCGUCGCCUUUGAGGGACGGCAGGCACACCACUGAGUGCGGCGCCAGCCGCUUCCUCCUGUAGUAGUCCACGGCGCGUGCGAAGUAGUCGGGCGACGCAUUCAGCAGAGUCGGAUUCCACCUGUUUAUAGAGAGAUGGAGAGACGUACGGGUACAGACAGAAAGCCAUAUGGGUGGAUUGGAUGUGUGUGGAGAGACGCACACACUGAGUGUGCGGCUCACUCAGUGACUCACUUGCAGAAGCGGAAGUAGAGGUUUGAAUCUUCUCCACAGACAGAGAGGGUGGACAGGCAGGUGGCCACCGUCACACCCAGGCAGCUGACGCUCCGCACACCCUCCCCCUCGCUCAUCAGGAACAUACCCGCCCUCCGCAGGCGCCUCUCCCACGUCUUCCUCCCCUCCUACCAACACAAAUGCAUGCGCACAUAAACAUACACGCCAAUGCAUUGCACGGAUGUGAUGUGUACGGGUGGGUGCACGAUGCAGCGCACAGCAGCCGACCUUGAGGCUUUCCUCUUCCCUCAUGACGUCUCGCUCCAGCCCCUCGACGGCACUGGCGAUCUCCUGCACGUCGUCCAGGAUGGUCUGCAGCACCGGGGUCACCUCCUUGUCCGACGACAGACGCUGCAGCGCCCGCAUGCACGGUGUGCUCGCCGCCGCUGGAGAGCCGCUGUCGUCACCACCCGUCGGCCGCGACAGCAAGAGGUCGAAGUAGAACACGACAGAUGGGUCUUCCUUCUCGCUCUUGCGUGGCUCGAGCGACAGCAGGUUGUCGUGCUCGUAUGCGACCAGAACGCGCAAGAUGGCGCGGAAGGCCGUCGGGUCUACGUCAAGGAAGAUGGGGUUGGGGGGCGUGCUGCUGCACGCAGAGGGUGAGGUUGGGCUGGAAGGAGGAGAUGUGGGAGCCGCUGGCUGGUAGGGGACGAGCAUGUGGUCGAAUGCUGCAUGACACACAGACAGGGAGAGGGACAUUGAGAGGGAGGGGGAGAAGGAGAAUUGAAGGAACAAUGAAUGCAUGGCUGGCGCGGGUGUGUCAAGUCACAGUGCCCUUCUUGCGUGGAUUGCAUUGCAUACCGCCGGAGAAGAGGUCGCAUAGGAGGGAUUCGCUCACGCACGUGAGGGUGGAGCGGGGAACCUAUACAUAGACAGACAGACAGCCAGAGGCAGGGCGGCAUGGAGGAACGACCUCUGUCUACGUCUGUAUACUCACUCACCGUGAAGCCUUCCCCACCGACAUUGACGACCAAGAUGUCCUUGGGAUCGCCCCGGAUGUCCCGCCACCCACUGGCCCGCACAUACUCAUCGAGUUCCUUCCGCUUCCGCUCAACCAACUCACGACGCCUCUGGAAACACAAUGCACACACAUUCCAUUGUCAAGGGAAGGCAUUCAUUUGCAGCGCGGCCAUGCAUUUCAGCCUCCGUAGUGAUGAUGCUCGGCGUACCUUAAGGUCUCUGACGACGCUCUCCACUUUUCCUGUAAGACUCUGCAGCGGGCAGUCGACGCUGGGAAGGCCAGUGAGUCCCACACGGGACAUCCCGUCCUCCUCCGCCUCUGCACAAUUCAUCUACGCGACAAACCUGCG
Molecule: messenger RNA, 3540 nt
Organism: Vitrella brassicaformis
Lineage: Eukaryota; Vitrellaceae
Source: the annotation of a GenBank genome assembly